GGAAGUGAGAGCACGCGCACGCCGCCGCGCGCAGGAAGUACUUAAACAUGGCGUUCAACUUUGGCGGCAGCACCACUAAUCCUGGGGGCUCUUCUGGAUUUUCAUUUGGUUCAUUUACCGCCAAAACAACAGCCUCUACCGGUUUUGUUUUUGGCGGCGGCACCACCACCACUGCCGCCUCAUCUGGAUUUGGUAGUCUCGCCACAGGGUUUGGAACCACCACUACAUCAGCACCCUCCACUGGCUUUGGCUUUGGUUCUACAGCUACAGGAUUUGGGGGGCUGGGAGCUGCCAGCACCACCACCGGUGCCUUUGGCGGAUUUGGAGCAGCUACCACAUCAGCAGCACCUGGAUCAACUUUCAGCUUUGCUGCUCCUUCAAACACAGGGGGUCUCUUUAGCAGCAACCAGAAUAAAGGUUUUGGCUUUUCUUCGGGCUUGGGAACUGGGACGACUACGGGAACUGGCUUUGGCACUGGCUUUGGAACUGGUCUCGGCACAGGUCUUGGUACUGGACUUGGCACUGGCCUUGGAACUGGCCUCGGCACAGGUCUUGGCACUGGGCUUGGUACUGGCCUUGGUUUUGGGGGCUUCAACGUUCAGCCCCAGCAACAACAGGGAGGCUUGUUUGGUCCACAGGCUCAGGCUCCUUCGCAGUCUAAUCAGCUGAUCCACACAGCCAGUGCCCUCUCUGCACCCACGCUCCUUGGCGAUGAGCGUGAUGCUAUCUUGGCCAAGUGGAACCAGCUCCAGGCCUUCUGGGGCACUGGCAAGGGCUACUUCAACAACAACAUUGCCCCUGUUGAUUUUACCCAAGAAAACCCCUUCUGCAGGUUCAAGGCUGUAGGUUAUAGCUGCAUCCCAGGCAGUAAAGAUGAGGACGGCCUGGUAGUCCUUGCCCUGAACAAGAAGGAGGCCGAUGUCCGCAGUCAGCAGCAGCAGCUGGUUGAAUCUCUCCACAAAGUGCUGGGUGGACAGCAAACUCUCACAGUGAAUGUUGAGGGAGUAAAAGCACUCCCAGAUGACCAAACAGAAGUGAUAAUAUAUGUAGUGGAACGGUCCCCAAACGGCAUGUCCAAGAGGAUUCCGGCUACUACGCUCUUCGCUUACAUGGAACAGGUUAACAUCAAGAGCCAGUUACAGCAGCUGGGUGUGAUCAUGACAGUCACCCGCACAGAGCUGUCACCUGCUCAGCUGAAACAGCUUCUGCAAAAUCCACCUGCUGGUGUGGACCCAAUCAUUUGGGAGCAGGCUAAAGUUGACAACCCAGAUCCAGAGAAGUUGAUUCCAGUACCAAUGGUUGGUUUCAAGGAGCUUCUACGCAGAUUGAAGAUUCAGGAACAGAUGACCAAACAACACCAGACUAGGCUUGAUAUAAUCUCCAAUGACAUAAGUGAGUUACAGAAGAACCAAGCAACAACAGUGGCCAAGAUUGCCCAGUACAAGAGGAAGCUGAUGGAUUUGUCUCACAGAGUGCUUCAAGUGUUGAUCAAGCAGGAGAUUCAGAGGAAGAGUGGCUAUGCCAUCCAAGUGGAUGAGGAACACCUGCGGGUGCAGUUGGACACCAUACAGUCUGAACUUAACGCCCCCACUCAAUUCAAGGGGCGACUGAAUGAGCUCAUGUCUCAGAUACGUAUGCAGAAUCAUUUUGGGGCAGUCCGCUCCGAGGAGCGCUACAGCAUUGAUGCAGACCUAUUGCGGGAGAUCAAACAACAUCUGAAACAGCAGCAGGAGGGCCUGAGCCAUCUGAUCAGCGUGAUCAAGGAGGACAUGGAAGAUAUUAAGCUGGUCGAGCAUGGCCUCCAGGAUGGCUUGCACAUGAGGGGUGGCAUGCUCAGCUGACUGGGACCUGACCACUUCACUGAUACCUCCCGUCCUUCCUGAACAGACCUCAUAAGGCUAAGACUUUUUGCUUCCUUGCAGCUGCACACCUUGAGCUCGUAGUCCUAGGAAAUUGUGUAUCUGAACAAUGACACUAUGGAUUUGCAGAUGUUCCUGGCUGUUACUGCUGUGUGAGGGCGCUUCUUAAUUGCAGGCACUCGGGAGUGGAAGUGUGGGCAUAAAUGUCUUUAAAUGUACUUUUUUUUUUUUUUUUUUUUUCCUUUUUAUUGUUGUGGUAGUUUUUGUAUUAAGGAUAUCAUGAAGAAACUGCCAAAUCUGGAAUUAGUGUUUCCAAUUCUCCUGAUGUUUACAGUGUAAAACAAUUUGUUGAGCCACAUUAAUUUUAUUAACAUUCAGUUUGGAAUUUGGUUGAAACAAAGACCAGAAGCACUCAAAGCCCACAGUUGCAGAAUGUAAUUACAAUGUAAACAAACCCCACGUUGUUUAAUAAAGUAAUUUUUGAGCCACUUCAUGCAUCUGCUAGUAUACAUUAAAACCCUGCUUGGUGUAAAAAGGCAGACCAACUUAUAAACAUUACUUUUUAAAUGUUGCUUUUUUUCCCCCCUUCAUAUAUACAUCAAUAUUGCAUAGUGCAGCCUGAUUGUUACUUAAUCUAAUUGACAUAGCUUGUGCAAAUUGGUUCCAACUUAUGUAUGUCGAAAAGACAAUGUUACAGCUCAGUCAUUUCUGAAGCAGUGCCUCAUGAGAUUGGUAUUUAGCAUCCUUGUAACAAUUAUAGGAGAAAACAUCUCUGUAAUACACUCUUGUAGAUCAUCUUAGAAAGACACACACACACAC
This is a messenger RNA of Scleropages formosus (Asian bonytongue), 2678 nucleotides long. It is a transcript of the gene nup54, whose product is annotated as nucleoporin 54. Bases 48 to 1841 code for a protein of 597 amino acids. Gene Ontology annotation, cellular component: nuclear pore central transport channel; nuclear pore. Lineage: Eukaryota; Metazoa; Chordata; Actinopteri; Osteoglossiformes; Osteoglossidae. The transcript has 15 exons. The record is from RefSeq and is a predicted model, not a curated record. Gene Ontology annotation, molecular function: structural constituent of nuclear pore. Gene Ontology annotation, biological process: nuclear pore organization; protein localization to nuclear inner membrane; NLS-bearing protein import into nucleus.